UCUUCAUUCACUGCUGAGUCCAAGACUUCGUAGGAUCUGCCGGGAUAUGUUCCUGCUACAACUACACGGAUAGGAAGAUACUAAAAACUUUUUUCGAACUAUUUCUUCGUUGUUUUCUUGGACGUCAGCUGCGGAUUGUAUAAUUACAGAGCGUCUUACAUUUUUGAAGAUAAUUUUUUUUUAACGGUUUCACAGAUCACAGGAUCACCUUGUGUGUACUCUAUAAUUUAUCCAAGUUUCGGGAUAGGUCUUCGGAAUCACCCGUGUCUUGUUUUUUUUUUAUUUUGUGAACUCGUGAAUAAGCGUUCUUCCAAAUGCUGCCCAUGAUAUCAAUACAACAUUGCUGUUCUGAUUAGUUCGUUUGUACCUCUGCAAUGUCAUUUUCAACUACUUGGAUUUUUUCAACACGGCUUCGGUAACCUGAAGGACCAUGUUGAUCUAUCGCCUGUUCAGCAGGGCUCGGGACAGCGGGACCGUACAAGUCCAAAUGUGAAUAAACCCCGAAUUUAACAUCGAGGCACCAAUAAACUAGUGUUAUCAUAGAAUUGCGAUUUACGGCGUGGAGGAGGACCGCUGAGAGAUCGGCUUACACGUUACUCUCAUCGAGGGAUGGUACUGAGUUUCCCGUGGCCAGGAGCAACUUUGAGGCUCCUACAGAAUACGUUUCUCUUCUGGGGAAAAUCGAAAUUGAAGGGAGAUGAGAACCACGCUUUAUUAUUUCCUCUGCGCCUUGUACCUGCUACACGCCACCGCUGAGGAACUUCAAAUACCGCAGGAGCUGAUAGAGAGAAUAUCUCACAGCGAAAUCCACAGCAUCAGCGACCUCCAGCGGCUGCUGGAGAUUGACUCCGUAGGUGUCGACAAUGAGGUCCUGGAGGAGCCGAAGCUGAAGUACCGCAAGGAGCACUCGUGGAGCUCCUCGGGCCUGAAGAGCUCCCAGCUCCACACCCGGAGGAAGAGAAGCAUCGAGGAGGCGGUGCCCGCAGUCUGUAAGACGCGGACGGUGAUCUACGAGAUCCCGCGCAGCCAGGUGGAUCCCACCUCCGCCAACUUCCUGAUAUGGCCGCCGUGCGUGGAGGUGAAGCGCUGCACCGGCUGCUGCAACACCAGCAACAUGCGCUGCCACCCAGCACGCCGCCACCACCGCACCGUCAAGGUGGCCAAGGUGGAGUACGUGCGGAGGAGGCCCAAGCUGAAGGAGGUGCUGGUGCGGUUGGAGGACCACCUGGAGUGCGUGUGUACCGCACAUCAUCACCUGGUGGAGCACACGGAGGCAGACACAGCGGACGUGAGGUGAGCUGGAACAAGGGACUUCUGCACGAGUGUGGGGUGGGGUGGGGGGGUGGAAGACCUUACCCCUCUCCAACUGCUGCCUUUUUAAAAGUUAAAUAAUAAUAUCAAAGACAGAAUCAAGUGAUAAAAAAAUGCCAAAGGUGCUUUCUUACCAGUGACUUUGUCUGCGACGCUUAGCAGACCCAAUCAAUCGAACGUUGAUGACGACGAUGAGGAGGAGGGGUGGGCAUGGCGAUGAGGGUGAUGAUGGUGCUCUGGACGUAUGAGAGGAAGGACAGAGGAGGAAUUUGCUUUCCACUAACUGCAAAAAAAAACGAACAAACGAAAAAUGACAUUUGCGGAAAAAUAGUAUCCCCCCCGUGCAAAGGACACUGAGGAAGAUGGCCGACGAAGGACUCUGAGUGCAGCUUGUUUGGUCUGGAGGAAACAGGUCCUUAGAGGGGCAGGAGAGGGACGGUUCCUGGGGUUCAGGGACAGACGGGGCAUUGGGGUCACCCGGGCUGGUCCUGCAUUCACACGGGUUUGGUGUAGACCUUUAACUGCACUGUCAAAUAGCGAGAGAGAGAGAGAGAGAGAGGGGAAGAGUGGAAGCGAGACUGGGUUGGAUCACCGAGCCGUUCCAGGACCGACUGUCAUGCAACAGAAGCAGAACCGUCAGGCAUUCUUUUUUCUUUUUUUUUUUCCUUUUGCGUGCCACUUGGCGCCUCUCUCUCUCUCUCUCUCUCUCUCUCUCUCUCUCUCUCCAUUUCCGCCUUUCUCCGUGGAGCCCUCCCGGAACACGACGAACUGGAUUUUUGCUUGGACGAUGAGCUUAUUUUAUUUUAUUUUAUUUCGCUUUGUUUUGUUCAUAGAUUUAAAAAAAACUCCUAUAUCCACCUUUUUUUUUUGUAAGCUGUUAUUUUUGUUAUCGGUUGGUUGUAUGUACGUCAGUUUGUACAAAGCGUUUAAGGAAGGCGGAAGUCCGCUCUGCCCCAGUAAUUGCUACUAAUAAACUAUUUAUAAGCGUGAAUGACAUUUUUUUUUUUAAGUUGUUUUUUGUUUGGUUUAUCGUCCCCUCAAAAGUGAACGUAUGAGAUGGUCACGGUUCAACAACGCAGUUUUCUAGUUCGCUGUUGGUUUUCUUAUUAUACAGUGUAUUGAAACAAUAUCAAAUGUUGUAUAUCGGCUGGAAAUAUGUCACAAAGAAUUUGGGGGGUGCGACAGAAAAGUAAAAUGCUUUAUUUUUGGUAAAGAAAAUUUAAAUAUAUAUAUAUAUUAUGCUUACUUAUAUUCAAGCAGGAAGUAUGUAUGUUUUUUCUAUCUUUUGUUGUGGUGUAAUGUAUUUUAUCUAAAGAAAGAAAUGAAACGAAAAUGAAAAGAAGCCAAACUGGAUAUUUGGAUUAUGUGCCGUUGAGACUGACCCAAUGAGAGACCCCCAGCUUGUGAGGCAGUCGGUGGGGCUCUCCCUGGAGAAUCAGUAGAGGAGAGUCUACAACCCCCCCCCCCCUUUUUAUUUUGCCAGUCCCCUUUUAGUCAGUCUGUCUCCAGCCCCACCCCCACCCCCCACACACCACCCUGCCUCUGCUCAUCCUCCCCCAAACACACUGGACAGCAGGGCUUACAUCUAGAGAGAUGGCCUUGAUAUGUGAACACACAGCUUACACACACACAGCAUUACAGACCAGGGUUUCACAUUGAUAACCACACUGAUGUUACACGUACACACUCACACACACACACACACGCACACACACACGCAUGCAAACACACACACACACGCACACACACUCACAGUAUGUAGUGUAUAUACUCAGACACAGACCUACAUAUGCUCACCCAUCUUACUCCAUGCUUUUUGCAGCUUUGUUAUGUUGUAUGCGUCGUUGUCUCCCAGGAACUGGACUUUGGGACAUAUAAACGGGCACACACAGAGCCCCAUAGCCCUGCCUGGGCCUGAGUGUUGUGUAAGCCACCACUCUUUGAUGUCACACACACACACACACACACACACACGCUACUGAUAAGGCAGGGGUUAAGUCCAGUGGCAACAUUGUGGGCCAGGGGCGUUCCCGAAUUCCAAGUUCACGGCGAGCGAGCAGGUGUGGGAUCGACACGCGUCCACCGACAAACGUUAACCAAUCCCUUUUAUUGUCGACUCCCACAAUCCACCUCACCACCCUGAACGCGCGCGUACGGGCCCGAGGGAGUCUGUGGGGCGGAGCGGGACGGGGCGGGACGGGGCGGGACGGGGCGGGAGCGUUUCUGCUUUUUGAAAACGGUGCUGCCGCAGGUCUGGUGAAAACCGUCGGGACGGAGGCCUGUGAUUGGAGGCUCAGCGCGUGUUCCUGGGUCUUUACUGUGACACUGAUUGUGUUGUCUAAAACUAUGCCUGCUGCUGUUUAAUGUUGAUAGGACCCAGCCGAUUGAAGUGUAAAAGUGAUGUAAUUGGUGCUAUAUUUUUAAAGAUGGAAAGAGAACUUUCUCCAUUUGCCUUGUCCAUAUCGUUUGCGUUCACACUUUUCUGAAAGGGGUUUGUCUUUCUGUCAGGGACCAGUGCCACGGUCAACCAUACAGUCGCUAAGCUUUUAAACUUUUUUUUUAUUUUUUAUUUUUACUUUUUUAAAGCUUUUUCAAUUUUUUUUGUUUGUUUAUUUCUGGCCUUCUUUGAAUAGAAUAACAAUGACUAUAAUUUAUAUAUUUAUGGUUUCAAUAAUAAAUAUAUUUCUGCUUAUCAAA
Molecule: messenger RNA, 4008 nt
Organism: Anguilla rostrata (American eel)
Lineage: Eukaryota; Metazoa; Chordata; Actinopteri; Anguilliformes; Anguillidae
Product: platelet-derived growth factor subunit A-like
Exons: 6
Coding region: 698-1297 (199 amino acids)
Biological process (GO): platelet-derived growth factor receptor signaling pathway; positive regulation of ERK1 and ERK2 cascade; positive regulation of cell population proliferation
Cellular component (GO): membrane
Molecular function (GO): platelet-derived growth factor receptor binding; growth factor activity
Source: RefSeq, a predicted model, not a curated record